Molecule: messenger RNA, 3081 nt
Organism: Acanthaster planci (crown-of-thorns starfish)
Lineage: Eukaryota; Metazoa; Echinodermata; Asteroidea; Valvatida; Acanthasteridae
Source: RefSeq, a predicted model, not a curated record
AAGCGUCCAUCUUUGCCUCGAUAUCGCGUGCGUACACGCCCAAACAAUUUGCAUGAGCUGCAGUCGUCUAUCGGCACGACGGAAAUUCAGAUCGAAAUAACUAACCCACAGAAAGGAGAAAAGCGGCAAAAAGGGCGUUACUCUGAGUAAAAUCCAGCUAUAUUUUUGACCACCGACAAGCACACCAUCAACAAGCCAAUAUGGGCGACUGGCAGCAAGGCCUGUUCGGCUGUUUCGGCAACAUCGGCAUGUGCCUCAUGUCCUGGUUUGUGCCCUGCUACAUCCACGGCAAGAACGCCGAGGCCGUCGGGGAAGACUGCCUCCUCUGCGGCUUGUCCAUUUUCGUUCCGUUUCUCAACUGGUACACGCUUUUCGUGGUCCGGGGCAAGAUCCGAGAGCAGCGGGGGAUCGCCGGGGAACCCGUCAACGACAUCCUGGUCACCCUCUGCUGUACUCCAUGCGCUCUGUCACAGGAGAGCGUGGAGAUGCGCAACUCCACGGGUCUGGGUAUGGGCCAGUCCAUGGCUCGCGUGUAACACCGUGCUCAGUAAUGCUACCCCCCUCACUCACGGCUCCGUUAAUGACAACUGAUCAGCAUCCACGAAACAACUACGCCAUUUUCGCAACUUUAUUCCCUUAGUUUACUCAAGUCGAGGGAGAUACUUGCUCACACUGCCACAGGGAUGAACACCCAAGCAUUGCAACAGAUCCCCACCCAAACAACGUGCUCAAGACGUGCUUCCUGCUCCCAACCACAUAAGAACACGCCACUAGUUCUUUCAUCCAGUGAUGGUCAACAAUCGGCUCAGAUUCGCCGCGUUAGCAAGUCUUCAGUUCCAAUGUUGAAAACUAUAACAAUUCCUCAGGCUUCGACAUACCAACUUCUUAGUUCUGCUUGUAGGCUCUGUUUGCACUAACUUUACUCUUCAUUCUCGCUCUAAACGACCUUACGGCAGAUGACACCGUAGCUAACUCAACAACGUUCUCUUGGAUAAAUAGUCAACUUCACUUUAUACCAUGGGAUCAACUUUACAUGAACAAUAGAACACAGAGCUUCAAAUGACAGGAGUAUUUUCCAGUUUGCUGGUGAAUAAUGAGAUCGUUGUAGUGUAGUUAGUACUGAUGAGCACAAAUAAAGCCAGACUGUUGGGAGAUAGGUAAAUAAGGGGGAGAAAGGGGCAAUUCUAGUACGUUGAUGGGAACAUCAAGAAUUUCUAUACGUGCAUGCUAAAACCUGGAAAUCUGAGAAAACACAUUUUCUUGCCACUAGUUGAAGUCAAGGUACACACCAUGGGCGUCAAUUGGUGGGGGUUGGGGUCCCCUCACUUUUCUAGGUGGGGGGAUACUAUAUCAGUUGUAUCCCCCGCCACACACACAGAGAGACACAGACUGACACUUUUUUUUCCAAAACUUAAAUGAAAAUGUAUACUUUACAAAAGCAUUUAUUUAGAAACAAAAUGGCUAAAGUAGUAUUGUCUCGGAUCACACCACAGAGCAUAUACUCCAAUAUUUUCCGGGACCCUUGAUCGGGCCCAGGACCUUACGCCGCUCAGGGCUUGGUGCUUCGCGCUUACAUUUUGUUCUGAUCAGGGCUAUGCCACCCCAUCCACCACUUUUCAAAAUGGAUUGACGCCCUUCGUACACACUGAAAUCACAAUGAAAUGCACACUGUAAACUGAAAUAAUUCCAGAAAACUUCCAGGAAACGGAAAUGCCUAUAAAGUGAUGAGGAAUACUGUAUUAUCCUCAGAGGGGCAGCACUAAAGUGAGUAUUUGAAUAAGGCACUCAUGCAAGGCUUAUGACUUUACAGAGUUAAAAAAAAAGAAAAUGUACCUUUAUUCGUCAGUCCAGCUUGUGGACAGUGUAGCACAGUGUAAUAGUAGUAAGGAACUGUAGCGUGUAGUUUAGUCGAAAAACCGUAAUUCCAACUAAGUGUUGUGUCUUCGUGUCGCCAUUGUGGAUAAAUGAGCUCGAAAAGCUUGAUAUUAAAACUAGAAAUUUUAAUAUGUGAUGUACUAUUAUCUUACAAUUUACACAAAAACAAACCAAUUCAAGUAUACUUUAUAUAGUGGGGAAUAAUCUGCCUGCAUACGAAUAAAAUGGUGGGGGGAACAUAAUGUCCUCUGAAAAAAAAACCAGAAGGAUUCUUGAAUAAGAUGAUAUCUUGAUCGUAUCUUGAGGCCCAUUAUUGAGAAAAACUCCAGUCUAAACGCCUGUAGAUAGUAUGGUUACUGCGUUAGUGACGACUUACUGUCAAAGAAAAUGCAAAAACACGGGGUUUCACCACCACGUUGCUUUAUAUGUAUCUUAGAACUAUGUUUUAAAGUCGGUUGUCACUGCUAUUGGUCAUUUGAUAACGAAAGAAAAAGACGAAAACAUACAAAAUCUGCCACAGUUCAGCGAUUAAAACAGAUGUUUUUCUUGACCAUCUCAGAUAUGUGCUCUCAGAUUUAAUGCAUUGCAAGUUGCAUAAACUUAAGAACCACCACCGCUUCAUCGAUAUGUAUGCAAAUUGGUAGCUAAAAGCAUGUGAUUACUGGUGCUCUAACGCCACUUUCAGUGGCUCAUCAACAUUUUGUCCAAGUCCGGCAAUUUUUGGCACUUUUUUUUUUAAUUUUGGGCCUGGCAUAAAAACAAAUGCACAGCGUAUAAUUCCACCCUCACCCAACCAUGGUUAGUUAAAUCUUGAGCGUAUAACGUUUUCCACAGUGAUUUAUAUUCCUUAAGUUUAGUGGUUUUCGAAAAGAAAUAACGAAAUACAUGCACUCUUAUGGAAUCUCUGCUGUGUAGCUAAGAUUGGCUAGGAUUUUGUUGUGCUAACGUUGCGGCUAUUUGACCUUUCGUUUUUGUAUUUUUCUACUUUUUGGAAUUCUUUCUACUUUGUUUCUUUAGAAAUAUAGUCAGGUACGAAAUAUGACCAUUACAGAGAAAGAGGAACAUUGUCGCCUUAGGUGCCAUUUUUGUUAUUCUUACUUUUGGUACUUCGAUUGAAUUGGUGUGGUGAGGUUGAGCGUAGAGUAAGUGCUUUCCUGUUAGAGAGAAGCAAUGGUAAAUGAAGUUUCUUGAAAUGUCUGACACAUA